GGAUGGGGGCACAGCUAACGCAGCAUAAUAAGCCAGGGCUGCUUGGUUACCUUCCAAACAAAGCUGCUGAUUUGUUGAAGCAACAACAAGAGGAGGGGAAACGCGAGACAGAGAGACAGAUAGGAAAGAGGGGGAGGACAGUGAGAGCUGAGGUGAGUGAUUGUGCCUUGCCACACAGACUUGAAGUGUAUUCUCCCUUGGAGACAGUAGCAAUGCUGGAGCUUUGCAUGCCAGCACAACUGUAGAGUCUCCACUUCCCUGCACCGCCGCUGGGCUGUGUGACUAUUCGGAGGGAAGGACCGCAUCAGGAACGGCGAGGGAGCCGGGGCUUGAGAGUUCCAGAAAGUCUGGGCCAAAGACGGAGGAGCCGGUGCGCUGACGGGGAAGGGGGCUUUUUAAGUGUGUGGAGGCAGAGCAGGGGAGUCAGCAUUCUGAGGAUGCACCGAGGUAGCAGAGGGAGCUGCUGAGCGUUCGGCUUCUGUACCCGCAUUCACACCCCCACACAGACCUUCCACAGGAGGACAGUGUGUGGCGCCCCCAGCGGAGAAUGAAGAAGCACUCGGCCCGAGUGGCCCCUCUCAGCUCCUACAGCACUCAGGUCCUCACCUGCCCCAACUCUGAAGGAGAGGAUGGUUCAGAGUCUCGUCCAGAGACCCCAGGCAGUGACGCCAGCAUAGAGACUCGGUCCUAUCAGACAUGUGCCAACACUGCUCUGAAGGUGCUGGGGGGUCUUCUGAUGGUGCUAUGCGUGUCCUCCUCCUGGGUGGGUACCACUCAGGUGGUGAAGCUGACCUUCCAGUCAUUUUCCUGUCCCUUCUUCAUCUCCUGGUUCAGCAGCAACUGGAACAUCCUCUUCUUCCCCAUCUACUACUCUGGACAUUUUUUUGUCACGGGCGAGAAGCAGACUCCCAUUCAGAAAUUCAGGGAGUGCAGUAAACUCUUUGGGGAGGACGGAAUCACUCUGAAGCUUUUCAUAAAAAGGACAGCACCCUUCUCCAUCCUGUGGACACUGACCAACUACCUGUACCUCUUAGCCUUGAAGAAACUGACCGCUACGGACGUUUCUGCCCUCUACUGCUGCCACAAAGCCUUUGUCUUUCUCCUCUCAUGGAUCGUCCUCAAGGACCGGUUCAUGGGUGUUCGGAUCGUUGCAGCAAUAAUGGCUAUCACGGGUAUCGUCAUGAUGGCUUAUGCAGAUGGCUUUCAUGGGGAUUCCUUUGUGGGUGUGGCACUGGCUGUGGGCUCUGCUUCGACUUCAGCUCUCUACAAGGUUUUGUUCAAGAUGUUCCUCAGUAGUGCCAACCUUGGAGAGGUGGCUCAUUUUCUUUCCACGAUGGGCUUCUUCAACCUCGUAUUCAUCUCCUGUGUCCCCCUCAUUCUCUACUUCACCAGGGUGGAGCCCCUGGGCUCCCUGUCCUCACUACCCUGGGGUUACCUGUUUGGACUGGCAGGACUGUGGCUGGUCUUUAAUAUUCUGGUCCACGUGGGAGUGGUGCUGACUUAUCCCAUCCUCAUCUCCAUAGGGACUCUGCUCAGUGUGCCGGGAAACGCAGCUGUAGAUGUUUUGAAACACGAGGUGAUCUUCAGCGUGGUGCGGCUGGCAGCCACCUGCAUCAUCUGCCUGGGGUUUCUGCUGCUUCUGCUGCCAGAGGAGUGGGAUUCGGUCACCCUUCAGUUCUUCGCCAACAUCGCCGACAAGAAGUCGGAGGAACACGGAGAGGAACUGACAGAGUCCAGUGGCCAGACUCGAAGUCGGAGUCGAGCAAACGGGACCGUCUCCAUUCCCUUGGCGUGACGCGGCUGGAUUCUGAUGUUAACAACGGUCAAACUCAUCCUUUCUGCUUCCUCUCUGAGGUUCUGGCAGGAGGCUCAGUCCACUUGGAUGUCUAAUUCAGGAGGACAGGACGGAUUAAGUUCAAAUGUAAUCUUUGUUUGGGAGAUGUAUUCACAAGGGGAGAGGAGAACCCUUAUGGAUCAUGCAAACCAGAAAGAGGCUGAAAGGGGUUUUUAUUGUCCGGAAAUAGUCGCAACGCUCCAUCUUUAUGUCCUGCACGCGCCCCCAAGCGAGAGUUGACUGGCUUCUCCUGACAUGCUCUGCGGACUGUAUUCUGUGAAUAUAAAUUUUGGCAGGGCCAGUUUGGCUCAAAAUAUUUCUAUUUAUUUAAAUCUGUUCCAGCCAGAGUAUUGAUUUUAAGUCUAACCGAGCAGUCCUGCUGACGAGAAUUGUUAUUAUGCUACGCGUGAUGCAGAAGCUCUUUUGGUUUUAUAAUAAAAGACUUGAAAACCUU
Messenger RNA from Fundulus heteroclitus (mummichog), 2288 nucleotides. It is a transcript of the gene slc35f4, whose product is annotated as solute carrier family 35 member F4. Gene Ontology annotation, molecular function: transmembrane transporter activity. The record is from RefSeq and is a predicted model, not a curated record. Bases 548 to 1795 code for a protein of 415 amino acids. Gene Ontology annotation, biological process: transmembrane transport. Gene Ontology annotation, cellular component: membrane. The transcript has 7 exons. Lineage: Eukaryota; Metazoa; Chordata; Actinopteri; Cyprinodontiformes; Fundulidae.